Molecule: messenger RNA, 1361 nt
Organism: Spinacia oleracea (spinach)
Lineage: Eukaryota; Viridiplantae; Streptophyta; Magnoliopsida; Caryophyllales; Amaranthaceae
Product: putative anthocyanidin reductase
Exons: 6
Coding region: 22-1089 (355 amino acids)
Molecular function (GO): oxidoreductase activity, acting on the CH-OH group of donors, NAD or NADP as acceptor
Source: RefSeq, a predicted model, not a curated record
UAGCAAAUUAAAACAGUAAUAAUGGAGGAUGGAGGGGAGUCAUGCAAGAGUGCACCAGCAAUUGAUGAAGCUACGACGUAUUGUGUGACGGGUGCAACUGGCUAUGUUGGAUCAUGGCUCGUUAAGGCUUUACUUCUAAAGGGUUGCAAAGUUCAUGCCACUGUCCGAAAUAUCGAAAAGGCUUCGUAUCUAAUACCGAAAUGGAAAAAUGAAGAACGACUGAAAAUCUUCAAGGCUGACUUACACGAUGAAGGGAGUUUUGAUGAAGCUUUGCAGAACUGCGAUGGGGUGUUCCAUGUAGCAGCUUCUAUGGAAUUCAACAUUAAUAAAGAUCAAGCAAAUGUUGAAAGUUAUGUACAAUCAAACAUAAUCGACCCUGCAAUCAAAGGAACCUUAAACCUCUUGAAAUCAUGCAAAAGAUCAAAAUCGGUGAAAAGGGUGAUCUUAACAUCUUCAAUUAGCACCAUAACAGCUAAAGACAGCAACGGAAAUUGGAAGCCGGUGGUUGAUGAAUCUUGCCAAGUUUCUGUUGAUCAUGUUUGGAAUACAAGAGCUAGUGGUUGGGUGUAUGUAUUAUCCAAACUUUUAACUGAGGAAGCGGCAUUCAAGUUUGCUAAUGAGAACAGUCUUGACCUUGUGUCAGUCAUCACUACCACCGUAGCCGGCCCCUUCCUUACUUCGACACUUCCAUCCAGCGUUCGAGUCCUCUUGUCACCCAUAACAAAUGAUCCAGAACUAUUCCCGAUUCUAAAAGCUGUGAAUGCACGAAUGGGGUCAAUUGGUUUAGUUCACAUUGAAGACAUUUGCAAUGCACACAUAUUUCUUAUGGAACAUCCAAAUUCUAAAGGACGUUACUUGUGUUGUACUCAAAACUGUCACUUGUCUCGAUUGGUGGAACUUCUUGCUCAAUCAUGUCCAUGUCCAUGUCCAUCAACAACUAUAAACUGGUCGGACGAUGGAGGUAGAGUAAUCCCGUCGAUAAUUUCUUCAAAGAAGUUGAAGGAUUUGGGGUUUGAAUAUAAACAUGGUGUAGAAACUGUAAUCAACCAAUCUAUCAAGUUUUGUAAGGAAUGUGGCUAUCUACCUUAAAAUUGAUUUGUCAUUGGUUAUAUAAUCUUGGAAUUUAGUCAAGAUCUAAGAGUACGAUCGAGCACUCAGUUUUUUGGAAAUUGAUUGUAAGUUUAUCAAGAUAAUGGUUAUGUAACGUAUUCUGAAUCUUUUAUCACAAAUUCUUAUUUACAUGGGGUGUACGAUAAAUAUUGUACACCGAAGUUAAAGUUGACGUAAAAUGCUUAAAAGUCAUCCUUAUAUAUGUAAAAGUUAUCUACUUUUUAGUAGUAAAAAUUUUCAUUUUAAUAAAA